AUGGAGAGUAGAAUUACAUCUCUCUACAUUCUAGCCCCCCUUGUUAUUUCUUGCAUUGUUCUGUUUUGCAAUGCUCAAGAAGUAGAGGAUGAAAGGGAGUUUGAUUAUGGGGCAAAAAGUGAAAAGGGUCCAAGAAAUUGGGGAAAAAUAAAGAAAGAAUGGGGUGCAUGCAACAAUGGCACUUUGCAAUCUCCAAUAGAUAUUUCAGAUAAAAGAGUAAAGAUAAUUUCAAAGCCGGAAAACACUAAGGUUUACUACAAAGUUGGUAAUGCAACUUUGAAGAAUAGAGGGCAUGAUAUACAAAUUCAAUGGAAAGGUGGCGUUGGAUCACUAUUCAUCAACGGCACCGAUUACCCUCUCAAGUAUGCCCACUGGCAUUCUCCUUCAGAGCACACUAUUAACGGCCGAAGGUACGACAUGGAGCUGCAUUUGGUGCACCAAAAUACAGAUCCUAAUCUAAUAUAUACGAUAGCCGUCGUCGGAAUCUUAUAUAAGAUUGGAACACCUGAUCCAUUUCUUUCCAAGAUAAUGACAAAUAUAUCCUCGAUUGUUGAUAACAAAGACAGCGAAAGUGCUCUGGGAAUGGUGAACCCCAACGAUAUUCAAAUUGGUAGCGAAACAUUUUACAGAUAUUUGGGGUCACUCACAUCCCCUCCAUGUACAGAAGGAGUUAUCUGGACUCUUAAUAAAAAGGUGAAGACCGUUUCCAGAAAACAAGUUAGGUUGCUGAGAGAAGCUGUUCAUGAUUACGCAGAGGAAAAUGCUAGACCCUUGCAGCCUCACAACAAACGGGAUUUGUACCUUUAUGGGCCAGGAGAUUCCAAUUGA
Molecule: messenger RNA, 828 nt
Organism: Salvia splendens (bonfire salvia)
Lineage: Eukaryota; Viridiplantae; Streptophyta; Magnoliopsida; Lamiales; Lamiaceae
Product: alpha carbonic anhydrase 7
Exons: 7
Coding region: 1-828 (275 amino acids)
Biological process (GO): one-carbon metabolic process
Molecular function (GO): carbonate dehydratase activity; zinc ion binding
Source: RefSeq, a predicted model, not a curated record